Molecule: messenger RNA, 955 nt
Organism: Empidonax traillii (willow flycatcher)
Lineage: Eukaryota; Metazoa; Chordata; Aves; Passeriformes; Tyrannidae
Gene: KNSTRN
Product: kinetochore localized astrin (SPAG5) binding protein
Exons: 8
Coding region: 61-801 (246 amino acids)
Biological process (GO): spindle organization; regulation of attachment of spindle microtubules to kinetochore; mitotic sister chromatid segregation
Cellular component (GO): centriolar satellite; microtubule plus-end; kinetochore
Source: RefSeq, a predicted model, not a curated record
GUCGCGGCGCGCGCGGUUCCGAGGGCGGCGGCGGCGGCGACUGAGGGGACGGCGGGCGCCAUGGACGGGGAGCCCUCCCGCAUCCCCGUGUACGGCGGCACACACCGCCCCGCGCCGCCCGCAGAAACACAAGUGACCUUUCCUUCAAAGAAAGGUCACUGCACCACCAAAGCAGCAGACCCAGAGUUCAACAAGGACCCCAACUUUAACUUUGGCUCAAACCUUCCAGCGGAUGGUGUCUUCAAGGCUGGGAACCAAGGGUUGCCGAAGUCUGCCAAGAAAGGGGAGCAGUUUUCCAGGAAGACGGCGACAAGGGGGGCUCUCAACAGAUACAAACUAGAAGCAGAGCUGAAAAGCAAGAAUCAGCAGUUGGAAACUGCCAAACAACAGCUACAUUCCAGACUGACAGGAGCACAGAGCACUAUCAAGGAGUUAAAGGAGAAGAAUGUCAGCCUGGGCCAAGAAGUUGAGAAGCUGAAGAAGUUUCAGGAGACUUGCAUGGUGAUUUUAGAGAGCAAGAACAUUGAUCCUGUUACGGGCAGGAACAUUCUGGAGCAGGAAGAGGAGACCCAGGAAUGCCAGAAACAGACAAUGCUGUUAACUGAGAAGCUCAUAGAAGAACUGAGGCUAUUUAACCAAACCUCUGGAAAAGAGAAUGAGGUGCUUCAGGCAGCGAUGGACAUGUGGAAAUCAGCAGAGGAGGAGAGCCAGUGGUCCCUGGAGAACCAUUCCUCCUUCCAAGCAGAAAUCAAGGAGCACACAGCUACACUCAAUGAGCUGGAGCACCUCCUGGCGAUGUGAGGCAUGAGGAUGGACUGGACUGGGGUUCUGGGGUUGUGUUUGCUGUUGUACCCCUAUUUCAGCGGUCCUGCCCCGUGCAGCCGCGGUGGCUGGAUUCCCGCGUGUCCCGGUGUGUCCCGUCGGUACUUUGCUCCAUUAAAGGUGCAGGACAGUC